Asparagus officinalis (garden asparagus) is the source of this 549-nucleotide messenger RNA. RefSeq lists its product as uncharacterized. The record is from RefSeq and is a predicted model, not a curated record. Lineage: Eukaryota; Viridiplantae; Streptophyta; Magnoliopsida; Asparagales; Asparagaceae. Gene Ontology annotation, cellular component: nucleus. Gene Ontology annotation, biological process: base-excision repair. The transcript has a single exon. Gene Ontology annotation, molecular function: DNA-(apurinic or apyrimidinic site) endonuclease activity; phosphoric diester hydrolase activity; double-stranded DNA 3'-5' DNA exonuclease activity. Bases 1 to 549 code for a protein of 182 amino acids.
AUGUUGAUUACAUGGAAUGUCAGAGGCUUGGGGUUGGAUACAAAAAGAUUUGGUGUUAGAGAUUUCUGUCAAUUGAACAAAUUUGAUAUUAUUUGUUUACAAGAAACUAAGUUGAAUACUGUUACAGAGAGUAUUUUAAAAAGUUUGGGGGGUAAUUUGUUUGAUUGGUCUUUUGUACCAUCUGAAGGCUCUUCUGGUGGAAUUAUGAUUGGAUGGAAUAGCUCCAGUUGGAAGAUGUUACAAGAGAAAGUUGAUAAGUAUGUUUUGACUGUGGUUUUACAAAGUAAAAAAAAUAAUUUUAAAUGGACUCUUUCUUCAGUUUAUGGUCCACACUGUAAUAAAGAGAGGAUGGUAUUUUGGCAGGAGUUGAAAGAUAUUAAAAAUACUUUUUCAGGCCCUUGGAUUGUGGUUGGAGAUUUUAAUGUUACUUCUAAUUCUUCUGAAAGAAAAGGCAAAAGUAAUUAUAGAAGAGAAAUGGAGGAGUUUAAUGAUAUUAUUAACGAGUUGGAAUUGAUUGACAGUCCUUUACAUGGGAGGAAAUUCACUUGA